AUGCAAUACUUAGAAAAAUAAGGAGAAUAAGAACAAUAGGAUCAAUCGGAGUUAUAUUAAUAAAUAGAGUUAUAGAAGGACUUCGAGCAACAAGAGGAUCAAAAUGGAUAAGAAUUAUAAAUAAAAUAAUUGCAAUAAGAGGUAGAAGAAUAAAACAAUUAAGAAAAAUAAUAGGAGUAAUAAUAAGAUUAUAAAAAAUACAGCUUUUAGGAAUAAUAAUCAAAUUUGUUUGAAAAUAUUAAGGAUGGAAUCGCCGCAGGGGGAAUUGUAGGUGGAGCUGGUGCGAUGAUAGCNUAGAGGUAAUCGAAUUCAAGAACCUUAUUGUAUCUGUUUAUAUGGAUAUUUUGAUGAUUAGUUCAAUAACAAUUAUUAAAAAUGUGAUGGGACUUGUUUAGAAUGCAAUAUUAGCGGUUGCCUAUCUUGCUAUGGGAAUAGAUUGCUACAUGAUGAAAAUGAUUGUACUCCUCCAACAAACUCAAUUUCUUAUGACAUUUUCCCAACCAAUGCAAGAGGUAGGGUAGAGAAAUUAUUUAUUAUAUACAAUAAUUUAAAUUAGUUUCAAAGCAAGUAGAACAACUUGA
Paramecium octaurelia is the source of this 581-nucleotide messenger RNA. NCBI's taxonomy places the organism in Eukaryota, Ciliophora, Oligohymenophorea, Peniculida, Parameciidae. The record is from the annotation of a GenBank genome assembly.